AUGGCGGUGAACUACUGGUUGAUGAAGGCUGAGCCAGACUCCAGGAUUAUCAAAGGAAUGGACGUGAAGUUCAGCGUGGACGAUUUCGAGUGUCUUAAGACGACUGCCUGGGAGGGCGUGCGCAAUCAUGAAGCGAAGAAUUUGAUGAAGAGCAUGAAAGUCGGAGAUCAGGUGCUAUUUUAUCAUUCGAAUUGCAAGGAUCCCGGUAUCGCUGGUUUCGCGGAGGUCUGCAAAGAAGCCUACCCGGAUUACACUGCGUGGGAUACGAGUCAUCCAUAUUAUGACCCGAAAACGGAUAAGGACAACCCGAGGUGGUACAUGGUGGAUCUAGCAUUCAAAUCUCGCGCGAAACACUUUGUACCCUUGUCACUACUUCGACACAUUGCCGCCCUUCCGUCAAACACUCCGCCAUCCUCAAUUGAGUACUUGGGGGAGGAUGGCGUGCAAUCUAUCAAAACGAUGGCGCUUGUUACCCGAGGUCGCCUGAGUGUGCAGAAAGUCGAACAGAACACUUGGGAUGCGCUCCAGCUCCUGGCUGAAAGAGGGGGGUGGGAGGAUUUGGACUUGAAAGGCAAGGAGAAGGGCGGAAAAAGGGGGACGGCGAAGAACGCGAAGGCUGGUGCAGGAAGCAAAAAGGGAAAUGCCGCAAAUGAGUCCGGCGAGGAGGAGGUGAGCGAAGAACAAGGGGAGAAGUCCGCGGCGGGAAGGGGCAGGAAACGAAAGACGGCAGACGAAGAUGAGGCAACCCCGAGAAGGUCGACGCGUACGCGGGCAAAGAAAUAAUCUUGGUGAUAUGUCAGUGAGGGUGUAUGCUCCGGUCACAUGCUUUACGUCGUCCUUGUUUAUUUCUCUCAUCUAGUUGCUGAAGUAAUGCUGCAGUGAUUGGUUCCGUGUGGCAGUGACCAAGCUAAUUAACGAGACGC
Messenger RNA from Gloeophyllum trabeum ATCC 11539, 923 nucleotides. Its product is annotated as DUF55-domain-containing protein. The coding region runs from base 1 to 783 and encodes 260 amino acids. NCBI's taxonomy places the organism in Eukaryota, Fungi, Basidiomycota, Agaricomycetes, Gloeophyllales, Gloeophyllaceae. The record is from RefSeq and is a predicted model, not a curated record. Gene Ontology annotation, cellular component: nucleus. The transcript is spliced from 9 exons.